UAUGGAGAUGUUUGGAUAAACCCUAGUGAGCUCUAGGGUUCUUCGCGAGCGCUCGGCGAUGGAUAAGAUUUUCGGCCCAGCGUAUCGCGGCGAUCCUGGCGUCCCGCAUUCCGGGAAGGAGAAUUUCGAGAACAUCUUCAUGGCAUCGGUGGGAUUCACGGUCUACACUUGGUUCUUCCCAUACUACUGGGAGCAGUCGCAUUUCCUGUACAACUUUCACGACAUCGCGAUGUGCGCCGAGCAUCACCAGUGGAGGAAAGCAAUGCAGAAGGGCGAGCGCUACGAAUUCAAGUGGAACAAGUUCAUGAAGCCAAAGGAGCGACGCUCUUACUACUACCGCUGGAGAGAUUACUACCCCUGAAAGGAAAGAAGAGCGUUUCUCUGGAUAACUUCAUGGAAAAGUUCAAGCUCAAUCACAGCAAAGAACUUCCAGGUCCUGUUUUGUUUUUCCUUUUUCAGUUCUUUCAAUUGCAGACAACGGGAAGCUUUCUAAGUGUU
Selaginella moellendorffii is the source of this 498-nucleotide messenger RNA. RefSeq lists its product as uncharacterized. The transcript has 3 exons. Bases 59 to 361 code for a protein of 100 amino acids. Lineage: Eukaryota; Viridiplantae; Streptophyta; Lycopodiopsida; Selaginellales; Selaginellaceae. The record is from RefSeq and is a predicted model, not a curated record.